Chiroxiphia lanceolata (lance-tailed manakin) is the source of this 3777-nucleotide messenger RNA. It is a transcript of the gene UBE2R2, whose product is annotated as ubiquitin conjugating enzyme E2 R2. Gene Ontology annotation, molecular function: ubiquitin conjugating enzyme activity. The record is from RefSeq and is a predicted model, not a curated record. The coding region runs from base 158 to 874 and encodes 238 amino acids. Gene Ontology annotation, biological process: ubiquitin-dependent protein catabolic process; protein polyubiquitination. The transcript has 5 exons. Lineage: Eukaryota; Metazoa; Chordata; Aves; Passeriformes; Pipridae.
AGCGCGAGCGGCGCCGUCACAAAAGGAAGUGGCGGCGGCGGGUCCGUCAGCGCGGGGAGGGGCGGGGGCGGCUCCGGCACCUCCGGGAGCACCGGGAGCACCGGGAACAGCGGCACCGGCACCCGCGGGGCGGCCGCGGCGGGGGCCGCGCCGCGCCAUGGCCCAGCAGCAGAUGAGCAGCUCGCAGAAGGCGCUGAUGCUGGAGCUGAAGUCGCUGCAGGAGGAGCCGGUCGAAGGCUUCCGCAUCACCCUGGUCGACGAGUCCGACCUCUACAACUGGGAGGUGGCGAUCUUCGGGCCCCCCAACACGCUGUACGAGGGCGGGUACUUCAAGGCUCACAUUAAAUUCCCUAUCGACUAUCCAUAUUCACCCCCUACCUUCAGAUUCCUGACCAAAAUGUGGCACCCCAACAUUUAUGAGAAUGGAGAUGUAUGUAUUUCAAUUCUUCACCCACCUGUAGAUGACCCACAAAGUGGAGAGCUGCCAUCUGAGAGGUGGAACCCUACCCAAAACGUCAGGACUAUCUUACUGAGUGUAAUCUCUUUGCUUAAUGAGCCCAACACAUUCUCCCCAGCCAACGUGGAUGCAUCAGUCAUGUUCAGGAAAUGGAGGGACAGUAAAGGAAAAGACAAGGAGUACGCCGAAAUCAUAAGGAAACAGGUUUUGGCUACCAAAGCUGAGGCAGAGAAGGAUGGCGUGAAGGUCCCCACUACACUGGCAGAGUACUGCAUCAAAACUAAAGUGCCUUCCAAUGACAACAGUUCAGAUUUGCUUUACGACGACUUGUACGAUGACGACAUUGACGACGAGGACGAGGAGGAGGAGGACGCCGACUGUUACGAUGAUGAUGAUUCUGGCAACGAGGAGUCGUGACCUGCUCCCUCUAUGCCCCUGUACUGCCCUGCCGACUCAGGCCAGAAGGGAGCAGCGGUAACCUAGCAGCAGUCCAGCAAAAAAAGUGGGGGGGGGUGUCAAAAAAAAAUGAAAAAAAGAAAAAAAAAACAAACAAAAAAAAAACCCAACACAAAACUUUGUCUCCUGCUGUCUCCUGUUGUAUGGAUCUGUUUGCUCCUUUUUUAUGGACCUCUUAGAGACCCUCCACAGAAUGUCUGAAUUCUUGCAUUCUUAACCCUUUCAUCACUGUAUUACGAUUUCUUUUUAAAAAAGAAACUCCCCUUUUCACUUCUCUACAAAACGCUCACAGCAAAACAGGUUUGCUCGCGUUUAGAUUCUUGAAUUAAAUACAGUCUUGCAUUGAGAUGUUUAAUGUAUUUAAAGCUGGAACAAACCCAUUGGAAGCCGGGUUUUCAGGAGCUCAAGUGCUGCAUUUACUGGGAAGAAAAAAAAUCCCCACGAAGCAAAUUGCCAAGGUUUAGCUGCUCCAUUUACAAUAAUAGCGUGUGUACAUUCGUUUAGCCUUGUGGUGGUGGCUUUUCCUUUAUGAGGUGUGGGGCGGAGAGUGUAAAGCUACUGUGUGUUGAGCUUGAUGGGAUGUCACUGAAAGGUACAGUAUUCCUUUUCAGCCUACUAAGUUAGGAAAUAGCUGGCCCCUGGAGCCCCAGAGGGCACAAUCAGCUUUGUCUCUGGAAAAGGCUUGUGAGAUGAACCCUAAAAUAAACACUUAACACUUCACGUCUGUACAACUGAGCCCUGGGUUGCUAUUUAUUUUUUUUCAUUGUUCUUUUUUCAGACUAGGAUAGGGUUGCAGAAAUUCAGUUUAGCUGUUCUACUGGCAUCUGCUGCCAGCUGCCCCUCUCUGCAGGGAUGAGAACAGAUGUGCCUCCUGCUGCCCAGUGGGCUACCAUUUAUCCUGAACUUCUUUUUUGGCAGUAGGAGAGACCAGUAGCCUCCUGCCCCAGAGCUCACUAGCAGCCCUUGCUUCCUGCAUCCCCAGCCCUGCGCAGCUUUCUGUUGCCUAUGUAGGUCACCUGUGGGUCGGUGCAGCUCUGCUGCAGCCCCUCGGGCUCUGCGGGGCUGGCAGAGAUCGGAGCUCCCCUUGGUACCUGCCUGGGGUGUCCAGGCUGUCCCAGUGCCCCCCAGGGCAGAGGGUGGGUGAUGCUGGGCUCUCCCUUGUCCACCUGGCUGGGGCACAGGCAAACAAGCCCCCCAGGAGAGAGGGGGACUUUCGGGCUGGAAGGGAAGGCCAGCAGCAGGGUCUGUCUUCAGCAUCAUGCUUCAUUCAGCUGGUGCCCUGAGCUCGCCCUCCCACAUGUUUCUGGGAGCUCUUGGCAGAGCUUAGGGCCCACCAUAGUGGGCAGGGGGAUCGAAUCAUGCAUGUUCCUGUCUCAGAACCCUCUUCCCCAGUCCCUCAGCACCCUGACCGUGUUGCAGCUCUUCAUGUUUGGCUGUGGUGCAGUGCCCCGAGUUCACCUUGUGCAUGAUCCCUGGAUGGGCUGCCAGCCCUGGCAGCCCCAGAGCAGCUCAGGGGUGCUGCCCCUGCUUUGGUGAGACCCUUGGUCCCUACAGGUACAGAGGUGUCACCAUGGCCAGGGCCUGCUCCUCUCUUCCAUGUAUCUCAGGGUUUUCCAUGGUACGUCACCAGCUGGGGCCUCUCCAGGGGUGCUUCGGUGGGAUCAGGCUUUGUUUGGGAGCAGCUGUGCCCCGGGCAAGACUGAGCAGGCAAGACUGAGUGUGCUGCCUGGAGGGAGAGGAGGGGAAGGCAGCCCUCAGGGAGGGGAGGAAGGCCUGUGGGGUUCCCUGUGAAAUGAGCAAGGCAGAUCUGUUUUCAGUGUUGCUUGGCAGGGGUUUGCUGCAGCAGGGACAGCCCCUGCCUGGGGAUGUGCAUCCCUUUGCCCCCAGGGAGUGGAGGCAGCCCAAGUGGUGAUUCCUUGUCCCAGCUGCUUCCCAUGGCCCUCUGCCCUCCUGCUUGCAUGUUACCUGGAAAGGCAGCUGCACCCUCCUGAGGUGUCCUGCUCCUUCAGCUCCACCUUCCAGCAAGGACUGACUCAGCCCCAGGUGCUUUUUGGAGCUGGCAGCGGGGCUCCCCUGCAUCCAGUGAGUGUGGGACACCCCCAGCCUCACACCAGCCCUGCGAGGGUGGCACUGGGGGUGGCAAAAGGGCCACCCCGGGACAGGGGCACCAACCUUCAGCUUUCAGGUGGCUGGGGGCAGUGAAGGAGCAGAGUGUGGCAAUGCUGGCUGUGCUGAUGGCUGGGUUGGAAAUGAGGAUACUGCAUCUUUCAGGAUUUCCCUUGUACUUUUGACCGUCUUCACUGUAUACUCUCCAGUGACUUGUAUUUCCAAGCUUGGUGUUGUAAGAUGCAUUAUUAUGACUCUUGUUUUACCCUUUUUCUAAAGACAAGAAAGCAACCUCUUUUGAGCGCUCCGACAAUAACCAGACUAAUUUCUCUUCCCCACUGUCUUGUGCAGUGUCAUUGCUUGUUGACUUGCUGGUUUCCUUUUUUUCAGAUACAACUGAAGUAUGAGGGGAUUUUUUUGAAACUAUUUAAGAGAUGAUUGCAGAAAAAUGUUUACCUACUCUGUGUAUUCUGGUUUUCUUUCUUAACCCUUUUUCUCCCGUUUCAGCCAAUAUUAGCGUUUACAUUUGCAACUUACAAGUCCCUUCAAAUGCAGUUUUCAACCAUUCUGAAACCAGCAGGGUACACUAGAUUUCUUAGUAGUUUUCUUAGCUGAACUCCCAGAUGUUUUCCUUUUUUUUCUUCAGUAUAAUUUACCAGAAAGAAUUAACUGAUGCAUUUUUGUGUUGUCUUCCCCUUCAGUAGUUAUAUUUUGUCUUUUCUGCACAUCUGUCUACUAAUAAAAAUGUGAAAUGAAAA